This is a messenger RNA of Chara braunii, 2908 nucleotides long. The record is from the annotation of a GenBank genome assembly. Lineage: Eukaryota; Viridiplantae; Streptophyta; Charophyceae; Charales; Characeae.
GGCUCACUUGCUUGUAAUCCAUCCUUCGCUUUUCAGAAUUUAACAAGAUUGAGUUGCUGUCUGUCUUUCUUCAAUUUUUUUAAAAACUAUUUCCCCUUCCUCAAGGUGGAGUCCAUGGAUUGACGCAUCGAUGUGGAGAGCCAGGUGGGCAAGGGAUCAACAAUCACCUUUUAUGUGCGAUUGAAAGCCAUGGCAGCGGCACCAGAAAGUGACACAUGUGUCAUUGGUGAUGCCAGAAUGAGGGCAAUCAGCCCAAUCCAGUUACCGAUAGAGAAGUUGGAGCUUCUGAGACGUCUAAACGACAGAAGCAAGACAGGUAAUUUCCGAAGGAUCUGCAAUUUCGCUUUCCAAGAUGGGGACUCUGUCGUUAGAACUCCUGGCACAACGUCUCUGUUGUGUCGAAAUUGGCUCCCUCAUCUUCUGAGGAUGGUGGGCUGUUGUCAAGUCAGGGCCCUCUGCCUGUUGAUGAAUUGCGUCUCAGGUGCCACGACGAGUCAAAGACAAACAUGCAAUGUGGAUGCGAUACGCAAUCGAGAGGGUGACGGGGAGGAUGCUGCAGGAAUCAGAAUCUCAGACGAGACGCCAGUCAGAGAUAACAGUUAUUUGAGGGGCUCAAUGGAGCUGGGCCCUAAUGGUGUGACUGGGGUCCCUGCUCCAUCCAGACAAGUUAUUGGAACUGGUUCACACAGGUUCGAUUUCGGUGGAGUAUCCCGUUUCGGACAAUGUGGAUCGGGUUUCACAGAAGGGAGGAUGCGACGGUGGGAGAAGAGGAAGGAGCAGAGUUUGCACAUCAGGAUGAAUGACGACGGAGCAGAGGCCCAGGGCAUCGUUGAUGUCACUGGGGUCACUUCUCUGCCGAGGCAACACAGUGGAGCUUGUGCAUAUGGAUCUGGUCUUUCCAGAGGGAUAUCCAAUCUUGGAGGAUGUGGAUCACGUUUUGCAGGAGGAAGCAUCCCAAGCCUGGAGAAGAUAGAAGAGCAGAGUUCGAGAAGCAGGAAGGGCAAGAGGGCAGUGGCCCAGAGCAGUAGUAGCAGCGUUCAACAAGAUCAUUCAGCCUUGAGCCCCUGCCAUCUGCCGGGUGGCAGGCCAGCAGCAGUCACAACGGGGUCGGACUUGCAGCAGGCAAUCUGUGACGAUGCCGUGUGUUUGGGGAGGGGCGUGCAUUGCAAAGCACGUGUUAAUAGAGUGUUUACACCACAGGCAGUCCAACCAGAUCAGAGUUCAAACCCUGUGUCAUUCACAGGUGCACCAGGAACAAGGGGACACAUGGCAGAAGAUGGCAGUUGGCCGGAAACCAAAUGGCAACGAUUACAUGGGGGCGCUCCUGACACUGUCGACAGAGACACCGGAGAUCAACCUGCUGAGAUAAGCAUAGUUGAUUUGCAACAUUCACCAGCAACACUAACCGGCCAGGCCCAGAGGCCCAUAGCUACCAACAUUGUAGACAGCUUGAGAUCUGCCAGCUGUGAUUGUCUUCUAGUAGCUAGAGGGGUGAGGGACAAUCAUACUCCUCCAUCUGAGUGUCUCUCACCGAUGGAAAGGGUAGCAGAUGUGGAACGCGAGCCGGGUUGUCACACAGUACCAGGUGUGGCACUGUGUGAGAGUGUGAUAGUGCCAAGGCCGAAGCUGCAGGCAGUGCCAUCGGCUGCUCCUUUUGGUGCCAGGCAUGGUGUUGACUAUUGGAAUCCAGAACAAAUAAGUGGUGGUAAUGCUGGUGGUGGUGAUUGCCGAGAUGGUAGCAUCCCAUGUUCAGGUCACACGACAGCUGAUCAUGAUAUGGCACAGCAGCCUCAGCAUUGCCGACAACCGGGCAUUGUUCAACACUCAGAGCGGCAAUAUGGAACUACAUUACAGCAGCAGCAGCAAUGGCAAUGCUGCUGUUCACCAGCAUAUCAGCCACAACGCUCUCACAGACAGCAAGGACUGGUGAUACAUGAACAGGGGAGAAUGACCAAGCAGGAGCAUGUUGGGAUCCGAAAGGAGGAGCAAAUGCAGCACGGGUUGCAGGAACGUCAGCGCCAGAAACAGUUACAGGAAGAGCUACAUCAGGCUCGGCAGCACCAUCUUGAUCACUUGCUUCAUAAAGCGCAACUACCAUCACAACCAGAGUUCAUUACCAGGGAUCGGGAGGAAUCAAAUGAACAGCUGUGGCAGAGGGAGAUGCAGGCACAACAACAGGACGAGUUUCAUAAAAGUCAUCUAGAACAUCCACUGUUUGAGCAACAAGGCCUGGGAGAAGGUGAUAACCCCUCCUGCGCACUCUCGGCACCCCAAGUCUCUCUGAGAGCAGGACCAAGUAACAGAAGAGCCAAGACAAAGGAUUGGCCUCGGAUACUUCUUGCAGAGGACAAUGCUAUUAAUGUGACAAUCAGCAUAGCCAUUCUCGAAGGAAUGGGUCUGACAGCAAGUGCUGUUUCAAAUGGGGUGGAGGUCCUGCAGGCUUUGCGGAUGGAUACAUAUCAUCUUGUAUUCAUGGAUGUGUGUAUGCCAGUAAUGGAUGGUUUUGAGGCAACUUCAAUGAUCCGCAAGCUGGAGAAGUCAGGCAUGCGGUCUGGACCAAGGGGAGUGCCAGGAAUCGUACCAUCAACUGCAAUGAAAGGUAUCAGAAUGGACGAGGGCUAUACCAAGAGCGGUGGCGUGCUCCAGAGUGGUAAGAUCCCGAUAAUCGCCAUGAUCACCAACGUUGCACCGGACAACGUUGCAAAAUGUUUUGCUUAUGGUAUGGAUGCUUGCAUCCCGAAACCUAUGACUGCUUCCAAGUUCAGGGAGUUUAUUCGCCAGUUCUGUCGAGGCGUCAAUCUCCUGGCCAACCUACACUGCUAGCACAGCGCACCGGGAACAAUGUAUGCAUGUACUGUGGCGUCGGCCGUGAAAGAGAACUGUCCGUCUUGGUGGCUCUGUGACCUGA